AUGUUGCGGUCGACCAAUACCCUGUUGCCAUGGCCGCUGCUUUCGGUCUGGUGGCUGCUCACGUUCCACCUGGUGUCAACACUUGCUCGGCAAGCGUCUUUCUCUGCGCCCGUCACAUCCAGCUUACCAAGCGCUGAAGCCGCAAUACCAGACUGCUACCCUUUCUGCCCGGAGCAGGAUGGCAGUUCCCGUUCCGUUUCGGCCGUGGAAGCGGCUAGAUAUCGCAAUCGGCUAGGAACGCUGAAAUGGGUCGAUCCUCGCAUCGGUACCAACGGCCCUGAUCCAUCUGAGUACGGUGGUAUGGUUCCGUCGGUAGCAUUGCCGUUUGCUGGCGUUCGCACCGUGCCGAUGACUCGGGAGAAUCUCGUCUCUGGAUGCGCAUACCACGACAACGACACCGUCAACAUUGGCUUCAUUGCAAGCCGUCAACCUGCGAUCUGGAUGGGCGACUAUGGCUUUACAACCAUCUUUGCUGGACAAGGAGACGUCAAGCUCGCCAAGCACGAACGAGGUCACAGCUUUGAGCGUUCGCAAGAAUUCGUCUCUCCCUUCAAGUAUGCUGUGCGCAUGGGCAAUUCCUCUACAAAAGGUCACGUUUUCGCCGAGCUUGCCGGCAAGAGUCGUGCUGCCAUAGUGCAGUACACCUUUGACUCGCCGAGCAAUGACACCACUCAAGAACACGAGACAAGUUCACGGUCUUCACAUGUGGGCCUUUUGUCCACCCCGGACAGCAAUAUCUCGAGCAAGGCACCGUAUGUUGGAAUCCAAGCGUCCCGAGAACAGUGGCGAGGUGCUGUCCGCAUCAACACAGAGAAAGGCGAAGUCUCAGGGUACAACACCGAAAGGAUGGACUACCGUCUCGGUCCACACGAGGCUUCUGGAUUUCGCGGCUACUUUGUCUAUCGCUUCGAGUACCAGCGCUCGAGUACUAUCCAGGAUGAAUGGAUCAGCGGCUUCGCAAGCAGUGGCACUGCUCACACGAACGCCACUGGUAUCGCGAUGCAUCCGGACGAGCGAGCUCGCUGGAACGAGCUGGGUGUCUAUGCAUUCGUCCGCUUCCCGCAAGACACAAUCAAAGUGCGAGUUCGUCUUGGUAUGAGCCUGAUCUCAGAGGAGCAGGCUCGCUACAACCUCGACGUCGAAAUGCACAACGGCACCUCUGUCGAGGUCGUGGUUGACGAGCUCAUUGACGUUUGGAGAACCAAGACCGAUCGCAUCCAGGUGGAAGGUGGAAGCGAACAACAGAAGCGCAUCUUGUAUACAGGCAUGUUUCACGCCUCACAUUAUCCAGCCGAACAUGCCGAACCCAUCCCACACAGCGAUGACAAUGUAGAUGGCAUCAAGACACCGCCAGCAACACCUCAUCACGACAAAGAGGACAAGCACAAGUAUCACUACUACUCGGGAUACACUGACAGCGUCCACAAAGUCAAGGAAGGAUUGCAGCGUUACCAGUCCUGGUCGAUCUGGGACAUCUAUCGAGCUCAGUGGAACUUGCUUAUCCUGUUCGAGCCUCGCCGGGUUGUCGACAUGGUGCGGUCGCUACUUGACAUCUAUGACGAGUCUGGCUUCUUGCCCAUGUGGUCGACGCUAGCAGAGACCAACAUUAUGAUCUCGACGCAUGCCGACUCGCUCAUUGCCGAAGCUGCUGUCAAGGGUGUGCAGGGCUUUGACCUGCAGAAAGCGUGGAAGGCUGUGUACAAAGAUGGAACAGUGCCUCCAGAGAGAGAUGACGAACUGCGUUACGAGGAUCGUGAAGAAUAUACACCGCUUGAGGUCAGGGCUGGUCUGACUUUCUACAAUCACUCAGGGUAUGUUCCUCUUGAUGGCUGGUCCGAAUCCACGAGUCGCACGCUCGACUAUGCCUACGAUGACCAUGCGAUAGCCAUUCUCGCCGACCUGCUUGAGAAAGAAGAGGAAGCUGCCUAUUUCCACAGCCGUAGCAAGAACUAUCGACAUGUGUUCGACCACGAACAAGGGCUAAUGGCUGCUCGGCUCAAGAACGGAAGCUUCAUCGUCCAGCCUCUGCCCGAUCCACGUGGUCGCCAGCAAGGCUUCACAGAAGGCAACAUGUUCGACUACAGCUUCGACGUGGUACAAGAUAUUUCCGGUCUAGCAGAGCUGGUAGGAGGCAGAAACAAGCUUGUAGCGCUGCUGGAUCGACACUUCAGUGAAGGACACAAUGAUCAGUCCAACGAGCCAUCACACCACAUUCCUUACCUGUACUCUUUGCUUGGCGAGGCAAGCAAGACUCAGAAGCUGGUUCGUGACAUCUCGUACGAGAGCUUCAGCGACCAGCCCGAUGGAUACGCUGGCAACGAGGACCGUGGCCAGCAGAGUGCCUGGUACAUCUUUAGCUCUAUGGGUUUCUACCCUGUCAAUCCGGUAUCAGGAGAGUAUGUCGUAUCGUCGCCUUUCUUCGAGGCCAUCGACAUCGAUAUCCCGCCGCGAAUGAAUCACGGUGGUGAUGGUCAGGCCAGAGAAGGGAAGCCCACGCGACUGCGGAUCGAGGCUCCGGGGGCAAAUGAUCAACAUGUCUACGUUUCUAAUCUCUUUGUGAACGGCCAAGCUAUAGACCAGCCCAAGCUCAACUGGACCGACCUGCUCAGCGGUGGAACUUGGAAGUUUGACCUCUCAGACAGACCGCAAGUAUGGGGAAAUGAUAAGUCCCUUCGGCCGCUUCGUGCAUAG
This is a messenger RNA of Ustilago hordei, 2691 nucleotides long. RefSeq lists its product as uncharacterized. The record is from RefSeq and is a predicted model, not a curated record. Gene Ontology annotation, biological process: protein quality control for misfolded or incompletely synthesized proteins; carbohydrate metabolic process; glycoprotein catabolic process. Bases 1 to 2691 code for a protein of 896 amino acids. Gene Ontology annotation, molecular function: carbohydrate binding; peptide-N4-(N-acetyl-beta-glucosaminyl)asparagine amidase activity. The transcript has a single exon. NCBI's taxonomy places the organism in Eukaryota, Fungi, Basidiomycota, Ustilaginomycetes, Ustilaginales, Ustilaginaceae. Gene Ontology annotation, cellular component: cytosol; nucleus.